AUGUUUCCAACUGCUUGUAGUAAUUGUAGAAAAAGAAAAGUUAAGUGCACUGGUUCUCAUCCAUGCAAUAAUUGUAUCAAGAGAUCAGAAAAAUGUGAUUAUAAAAAAGGUCCCGUUAAAAGAUCGCCAACGUUGACAAGGGUGUCAAACAAACAAUUUCUAACAGUUAUUGCCCAAAAAUUUGAUAAUUUGCAAAAGUCAUUAAAAAAUAUAGAAACUUUGUUACUUAAAAAUGGAAACAACAAAGUGGAUCGGACUUUUAACACAUCUGCUCCUCCUCAUGUCAAUAGUUCCAACAAAAAAAUAAUUGACUCUGGUAUAAAUACAGUAGCCUUUUAUUUAUACUGCACCGGCGGUACUGAGAAAUAUUUAUCUGAAAUGAAAACUUCGUUUAAAAUAUUUACCAAAUAUGGGUUUGAAUGGAUUAGGAAACAGGUUGAUUCUCAAGAAGCCCAAUUAAUAUUAAAUGAUAUAAUGACAUUAAAUAAAAAAUUAAGAGAAGAUAAUGCCAGGUUGGUCCACAAAGCUUAUAAAACUAAUAACAGACAGAUAUUCCAUUUAAAACCACCAGAAUAUAUAAUUAUUCAAUUGCACAAAAUUUAUACAGAAACUAUUAAAAAUUAUGUUUGCACUUUAUAUUUUACAAACAUGGACGAUUUAAUACUAAAUAAAUAUAUGAGCAACCAUGAUGAUGAAUUAACCGAUUGUGAGUUAUUUUUAAUAUACUCAGUGCUAUUAUUAUCCAGCUCAUUAAGAUCGAUACCAUAUAAACACCAUGAAUAUAAGGUAUGGAAGACUUUUUAUUUUUUGCAAACUGUUAGUUAUUACCAAAAAAUAACGAAUAAAUAUACCAUGAAUAUUGGCGAUUUGGAUCCAAUACAAAUAUUACAAGCCAUUUCUGUAUUUUGCUAUUUUUUGACCAAUUCACCAACCCCACAAAUAACCUGCUUUAUUUGCUCAACUGCAAUUAGUAUCUGUAACGAUAUAGGAUUGAACAAGCAAAAGUUUUUUUAUUACAAAUCCGAUGUGGAAACCAGGUUAAAAUGCAGAUUCCUGUAUUUAUUUUUUUACCAGCUAGAUGGAUUCCUAGCUUUACUAAUAGGCAAACCACAACUAAUACCUGUGGAAUAUACUGAAAUUAUACAAGAUGAUUUUUUAAACGACUUAUGUGUAUACCAUGCCAUCCCAUUUAAGGAUGCAGAUUUUUCUAAUAUUGGCAAUUUUUAUAAAAGAUUGGAAACUUCAUAUUUUGGAUUCCGUAUAAUAUUGUUCCACAUGAAUUCGGGCUUACAACAAUUAUGUGGCGUUGUUUAUCGAGAAUUUGCUUCAACCAAAAGUGUAGAAACUUAUAAAUUAUUUGAUAAAGAAUCACAUAUUUUAUCGAUUAAUGAAAAACUAGACAAUUGGUGUUUAUUAUUACCAGAAAUACUAAGGCCAAAUAAUUCCGGGUAUAAAAAUUUAGAAGAUCACUUAUUGAACUUAAAUGGUGCUGAUAGUAUAAUAAACAUUAAGUAUUUUAAACAAAGUGCAUUGUUGCUCUUGCUACAUUACCACGUUAUACGAUUAUGGAUGAAUAAAAUGGUAUUAGGCCCGCCAUGGGAAACUUCUAAUGAUAAUUAUCAUGGUAAACAAACCUUAUUGAAAAGAAACGAGUAUUUGAACAGAGUUAUCAAAAAUUCAGUGUGUGUUUUAAAGAUUAUAGAAAUUUUCUUUGAUGACGUGGAUUGGAAUCCAACACAUACAAACACCUUGUCAUUUAGCUUUUUUUCCAGCUUUUUAAUUUUGUUUUCAUAUAUAUUGUCCAAAAACAGUUAUCCAUUGGAAGACGGUAAUUGUGGUGGUGAUAACGAUAUCAAAAAAUUGACUUUGCAAUUAACCAUAUAUUUACAAAAAUAUUUGGAUCAGCAUAAUAGAAAUAUCCCAAUUGAUGUUUCCAGAUGGUGUACUUCAGGUAUUCAUAUGCUAUAUUUUCUAAAGAUCUUAUUUAUAAAAUACCAGAAAGAAACCGGCGAUACUUCAUUUAUUUUCGAAAAUUAUUUCCCCAAUGACAUACCACAGCUUAGGAAAACUAUCCAAAGAUACAGCAAAGAGAAUGCAAACUUGUUCGAAACGAGUUAUCCUCCUGGAGGGGAUAAGCAACAUAGUAAACCAGCUACUACAUUAAAAGAACACAAUGAUUUAGGCAAUAAUAAAUUUGAUUCAAGUUUAAUAUUCCAAGAUAACAGUAAUUGUAAUGGCGACGUUACAAUGAUUAAUGAUAAUCCACAAAAUACUGUUAUUCAAGAUCCUUCUGUUGCAAUCAUCAAUAAUAACAAUCUAGUGACAAGUCCUUCCACACAAUUGCGACAGCCAUUUGAUGAUUUUUAUGUAGACUAUUUGUUUGGUGGUACUAACAUAGAUGAUACAAAUCUAUUUGGUUCUGAAGAAAUGUUGAAAACAUUAAACGAGUUUUCAAUUUUAGAUGAAGAUUUUUUCCCCAAUACAUAA
Saccharomycodes ludwigii is the source of this 2487-nucleotide messenger RNA. RefSeq lists its product as uncharacterized. Lineage: Eukaryota; Fungi; Ascomycota; Saccharomycetes; Saccharomycodales; Saccharomycodaceae. Gene Ontology annotation, biological process: regulation of DNA-templated transcription; DNA-templated transcription. The record is from RefSeq and is a predicted model, not a curated record. Gene Ontology annotation, molecular function: zinc ion binding; DNA-binding transcription factor activity, RNA polymerase II-specific; DNA binding. The transcript has a single exon. The coding region runs from base 1 to 2487 and encodes 828 amino acids.